This is a messenger RNA of Lethenteron reissneri (Far Eastern brook lamprey), 5612 nucleotides long. Its product is annotated as AP-1 complex subunit beta-1-like. Gene Ontology annotation, molecular function: clathrin binding. Gene Ontology annotation, biological process: vesicle-mediated transport; intracellular protein transport. NCBI's taxonomy places the organism in Eukaryota, Metazoa, Chordata, Hyperoartia, Petromyzontiformes, Petromyzontidae. The record is from RefSeq and is a predicted model, not a curated record. Gene Ontology annotation, cellular component: clathrin adaptor complex; membrane coat.
CCGUCACUCACCGCUCUUCGUCGUCUUCUUCUCAGACCAGCGGCGGGUAUCUUAACCUCCUCCCCACCCCGACCAACCCCGCUCCCUCGCUUUGCAUCGGUCUCCUGUUGCUUUGAUUUUGCGUCAUUUCUUUUUGAGGUGUCUGAACGGGGCUUGACCGUGAAGCUCUUCGUGCAGAUUUAAAAAUGACAGACUCCAAGUACUUCACGACCACCAAAAAAGGUGAGAUCUUUGAGCUGAAGGCUGACCUCAACAGCGACAAGAAGGAGAAAAAGAAGGAGGCUGUGAAGAAGGUGAUUGCCUCCAUGACGGUGGGCAAGGACGUCAGUGCGUUGUUCCCGGACGUGGUGAAUUGCAUGCAGACGGAUAACCUGGAGCUGAAGAAACUUGUUUACCUGUACCUAAUGAACUAUGCGAAAAACCAGCCUGACAUGGCCAUUAUGGCCGUCAACACCUUCGUCAAGGACUGCGAAGACCCGAACCCGCUGAUCCGCGCGCUGGCCGUGCGCACCAUGGGCUGCAUCCGCGUCGACAAGAUCACCGAGUACCUGUGCGAGCCGCUGCGCAAGUGCCUCAAGGACGAGGACCCGUACGUGCGCAAGACGGCCGCCGUGUGCGUGGCCAAGCUCCACGACAUCAACGCGCAGCUCGUGGAGGAUCAGGGAUUCCUGGACACACUCAAGGAUCUCAUCUCCGACUCCAACCCCAUGGUGGUUGCGAAUGCCGUGGCGGCGUUGUCGGAGAUCAGCGAGUCGCACCCCAACAGCCAGCUCCUGGACCUGAACCCGCAGACUAUCAACAAGCUGAUGACGGCACUCAACGAGUGCACCGAGUGGGGACAGAUAUUCAUCCUUGACUCGCUCGCCAACUACAUGCCCAAGGAUGAGCGCGAGGCGCAGAGCGUGUGCGAGCGUGUGACUCCUCGCCUCUCGCACGCCAACUCGGGAGUGGUGCUGUCGGCCGUCAAGGUGCUCAUGAAGUUCAUGGAGGUGCUGCCCAAGGACUCGGAGUACCACAGCACGCUGCUCAAGAAGCUAGCGCCCCCGCUCGUUACGCUACUGUCGGCUGAGCCCGAGCUGCAGUACGUGGCGCUGCGCAACAUCAACCUUAUCGUCCAGAAGAGGCCGGACAUCUUGAAGCACGAGAUCAAGGUGUUCUUCGUAAAGUACAACGACCCAAUCUACGUGAAGCUGGAGAAGUUGGACAUCAUGAUCCGCCUCGCCUCCCAGGCCAACAUCGCGCAGGUGCUCGCUGAGCUGAAGGAGUAUGCCACGGAGGUGGACGUGGACUUUGUUCGCAAGGCCGUGCGUGCCAUCGGCAGGUGCGCCAUUAAAGUGGAGCCGUCGGCCGAGCGAUGCGUGAGCACGUUACUCGACCUGAUCCAGACCAAGGUCAACUACGUCGUGCAGGAGGCCGUGGUGGUCAUCAAGGACAUCUUCCGCAAGUACCCCAAUAAGUACGAGAGCAUCAUCGCCACGCUGUGCGAGAACCUGGACUCGCUGGAUGAGCCGGAGGCGCGCGCCGCCAUGAUCUGGAUCGUGGGCGAGUACGCGGAGCGCAUCGACAACGCCGACGAGCUGCUGGAGUCCUUCCUCGAGGGUUUCCACGACGAGAGCACGCAGGUGCAGUUGUCGUUGCUGACGGCCAUUGUGAAGCUGUUCCUCAAGAAGCCGACGGAGACGCAGGAACUGGUGCAGCAGGUGCUGAGCCUGGCCACUCAGGACUCGGACAACCCAGACCUGCGCGACCGUGGCUACAUCUACUGGCGCCUGCUGUCCACGGAUCCCGUGGCCGCCAAGGAGGUGGUGCUGGCGGAGAAGCCGCUCAUCUCGGAGGAGACGGAUCUGCUGGAGCCCACGCUGCUCGAGGAGCUCAUUUGCCACAUCUCGUCGCUCGCUUCCGUAUACCACAAGCCGCCCAGCGCCUUCGUGGAGGGCAGCCGCGGCACGCAGGCCCGCCGCCUGCUGCCCGCGCGCUCCGCAUCGAGCGAGAGCGUGGAGAGCCCCGAGCUGUCGGCGCAGGCGGCGCACGGCCUGGCGCAGGCGUCGCAGCAGCCUCAGCAGCAGCAGGUGAUCCCGUCCCAGAGCGACCUCCUGGGCGACCUCCUCAACCUCGACCUGGGCCCUCCGGUCACCGUGCCGUCCGGCCCGCCUGCCAUGCAGAUGGGUGCCUACGACCUGCUCGGGGGAGGGCUCGACAGCCUGAUGGGCGAGGAGAGCGAAGGGCUUGGCGGGGACAUGGGAGGCACUCCUGCCAUGAGCGGAGGGAUGGGGGGUCCUGCUGUGAUGCCUGCAUCUCUGGCCGCCCCCGUUGGAGGAGGGCUCGGAGACCUGUUUGAUCUCGCGGGCGGAAUCGGCAUGCCGACCGGCACAUACGUGCCCCCUAAAACCGACCGUUAUGGAUCCUUCGAGAAAAGUCUCGUGAAUAUGUGGCUGCCAGCCGUGAAGGCCAAGGGCCUGGAGAUCCAGGGCACCUUCUCACGCCGCCAGAGCCAGAUCUACAUGGAGCUGUCCUUCACCAACAAGGCCCUGCAGGCCAUGACCGACUUUGCCAUCCAGCUCAACAAGAACAGCUUUGGCGUGGUGCCAGCCUCUCCCCUGCAGGUCCACGCGCCCCUCAUGCCCAACCAAUCCAUCGACGUGUCGCUCCCCCUCAACACGCUGGGCCCCGUCAUGAAGAUGGAUCCCCUGAACAACCUGCAGGUGGCUGUGAAGAACAACAUUGACGUGUUCUACUUCAGCUGCUUGGUGCCGCUCAGCGUCCUGUUUGUGGAGGAUGGCAAAAUGGACCGGCAAGUAUUCCUAGCGACAUGGAAGGACAUACCGAAUGAGAACGAGCUGCAAUUUCAGAUCAAGGACUGCCAACUUGGCGCAGACUCGGUAUCCAGCAAGCUGCAGAACAACAACGUGUUCACCAUCGCCAAGAGGAAUGUAGAGGGCCAGGACAUGCUGUACCAGUCGCUGAAGCUCACCAACGGCAUCUGGGUGCUCGCAGAGCUGCGCAUACAGCCCGGCAACCCCAACUACACGCUCUCGUUGAAGUGCAGGGCACCCGAAGUGUCUCAGUACAUCAGCCAGGCCUACGACACGGUGCUCAAGAGCUGAGUCUCGAGCGCAUCGUGACCGUGCAACCCUGGCCAGUCGUCGUUGUCGUCCUGCCCUCCUCCACCCCCGCAAACUCCACAACCUCCUCUACCCCCCCCCCCCCCAAAGACUCUCCCCACCUCGUUCACCAUUCCAGCGCUUCAGCGUCGUCGUGUCUCGCCCCCCCUCCCCUCGCACGCAACACAGAGGGGGGCGCUGCCCGCAGCUCGUCAGCACCCACCCCAUGCCCCCCCCCCUCCACGCUUCUCCAUACGGAGCACGGUGGGGGGGGGGGAUAGGGACGAGCGAGGGCGCCGCCGUGAGGGUAGGGGGGCUCCUGCAGCACACUCCGCCCGCCCCCUGCCCCUGUGACGUUAAGCUCCUGUAAAGUAAACUUUGGUGUUUUCGGUUAUAAAUGUGAAGCACUUUGGAAAUGUUGUGCUCCCGUCAGGGCCGUGAACGGUGUGUAUAUGUGUGUGUGUACGUGUGGAAUGCUGGACCCAGUCGCUCCUCUCCCUCACGCAUGCUUGCUCUUGCUCCUUGCCCCCCCCCCCACCACCAUGCCUGCCUUUCCGGGGCCGGGUCCACACCUUGGCGAUCGCGCAGCUAAAUCUCUCUGGCAAAUGUCGUGCAACAUCUGGUGCCGCUGUGGCCUAUGUUGCCGCCUCGGCCGCCGCCGCCACUCUCUGUCCGCGUCUGAGCGAGCGGUUGCGCAACUGAGGAAAUUCGAAUCGGAAUCUUAACUUGGAGGAAUCCAGUGAGCUCUGAAGCUCCUUUUCACAGAUGUCCAGUUUGAAGCGGCGGCCCGUCGCUACAAAUCGGCGAGCGGAUCGAUGGCUCAAAGUCAAUUCUGGUCGUCAACCGUGAGCAGCAAGCGGUCUGCGCGACAGCUCGCAAUUUGUUGCGGAGACGUCCACGUGCGAGCGAUUUUCAGUCACGUGCCACCAAGGUGGUUGAUCGCUCAGGCGGGGACCUGGCUUGGUCUCACAACUGGACCCCUUUUCCGGUGACCUUUGUCCCCCCCCCCCCCCCCCCGCUGGAGGCUUCUCGCGUACCUGCGUCGCAACCCCUAACUGGAGGGGUCUGUUGUAUAAAAAAAAAACAUGCAAGUGGAAUUAUCCGACGAUUUGUUCUCUUUAUCAGCAUCAUUAUCAACCAUCUUUCCACUGCCGGAUCAAGGCCUCCCUCUCUACGUGUACAAGUUAAACGGGAACAAAGAUACGCGUGCGGUGUUUCUGUGCAACAGGCCGCAACCGCCCGAUUGCAUCUCACCACGCCAAUCCACUUUUCUCCCGCCUAACCGCACCACACCUAACGUCACUGCAGUAGAGCCAAACAAACCGCAAUGCAAUCGCUUUGCACCCUGGCGUACCUUCGCCGGUCUCACCGUGCGUUGUGCCCCCCCACCUCCCCUAUCGAGCGUCGCUCUUGCCUAGCCUGUAGCCGCAGUUACACCCUCCCGCAUAUCCUCCCCCCUCGCCUCCCUCACUGUACCUUCACGCAUCAAGCACCGUCUCGGCCGUAAGCGGCAUAUUGCGCACGUAACCUUGAACCCGCCGCAUGCAUUCGUGUCUCGCAUGCCCACCCCUACCGCCUUCAAACCCACCCACAGUCUGACCGCUCCACGCCACGUUUCCCCUGCACCGAACCUCGGCACACCGAGAGCCCUCUUGCAGCGCGUGCUGCAUUGCGUAUAACCGCGGAACACCUCCCCGAGGAGCUCCCACCUCGCCUAACGUCGCCUUCACCGACACGCUUUGCAACUCUCGGCCCUCCACCCCACAUUUUACACACCUCGCCUCACUCAGCCCCAACUCCACCACCUCGAUUUACCCCACAGUGCUGCCGGCUGGCGGAACCAGUCGGUACGCGGAGGUGCGCCGCUCGCCUGUGAACGUACGCGCACACGCGCGGAGAUUGCGCGUGUUCGUGAAAUUACAAUCAGUAUAUCACGUAGAGUACGGAAUGUCGCGGAGGGAAAGUCACGGAGGUGACGACGCCCCAUGCUACAGUGUUGCCGUCCACCCAUGAUCGUAAUCGUCGUCGUCAACACCGGCGUCGUGGUUGUGUUGGAUGCUGUUCUCUAUUUGGUGGGUGCUCCGACACGGAAACGUCUUUUUUUUGUUUGUUAUUAUAUGAGUACACACUUUAAUUUGUUUUUGUCCUGCCUGAAAUCAAUUGUCAUCUGUUGAGAAUAUUUUAUCAUGAUUCCCACCGAUGCAGCGAUUGUGAGUGCGUGUGUGGCUGGCCCGUGUAAAUGAAAAUGACUUAAUUACCUCUCUCAUCCAAUUCGCUCCCUAUUCCAUCCACGAUGGCUCGCCGAUUCGUCUCCUCCGCGGCUGUUAGCUUUCAGACGCGCGCUAUUAAUAAAGGUGAAACGUGAAGAUAUUUGUAUCACCUUACUAUGACUUACAACAACAACAAGCGCACUAUUACCCGUUACACUAACAUUUGUUACUCGUAGGCCAUCAAUGCUGUUGUACAAUUAGCUUGAUGCUAAAUCACUGUAUAUUAAAUGUGUCAAUAUUA